Scatophagus argus is the source of this 2949-nucleotide messenger RNA. Its product is annotated as carbohydrate sulfotransferase 8-like. Lineage: Eukaryota; Metazoa; Chordata; Actinopteri; Scatophagidae. Bases 346 to 1554 code for a protein of 402 amino acids. The record is from RefSeq and is a predicted model, not a curated record. Gene Ontology annotation, cellular component: membrane. The transcript is spliced from 4 exons. Gene Ontology annotation, biological process: proteoglycan biosynthetic process; carbohydrate biosynthetic process. Gene Ontology annotation, molecular function: sulfotransferase activity.
UCUUUUCCGUUGGCCUCGGCCGCCCACCGGGACGCACUUCUGGUCUCCGUGCGCAAGUUUGGGCGUUUUCCCUCCCGGUUCUCCUCCUUCAUUACUUGAAACGGACAUUUUACCGGAAAAGACAGGAGAGUAGCGCCUUCUGCUCGGUCUUACCGUCACCGCCUGGUAUUCGUUAUUUUCUCCUCUCGGUAAACGGAGGAGCAGACGCCGGAAGAAGCGGGACUUUUCGGGGGACGGGUAAACUCCGCCGACAGCUUCCAUGCGGGUCCACGCACAGGCUGUGCGAUCGUGGCUGAUCCGGGAUCAGUCUGAUGGACUUUAGGCUGUCUCUGUGAGCCUGUGGUCAUGAAGCUGCUCUGCUCUUUCUACCGCUCGCUGUGGUUCCUCGUGCUCCUGGGAGUCGGAUCCCUGCUGCUGCUGGCCCACCUGCAGGACCUCAGCGACACGGUCCAGCAUCAGACCUCAGGCGUGAACGUGCCGGUGGCUCCCAGGUGGCCCGUAGAGAAGGAUCUGGUCGCAGUCAGCUCAGCAGCCGCACAGCAGACUGGAGACGUCGCUGCCGCCUCGUCUGACUCGUCUUCGCUGAUGCUUGAUGACUCGCCAGUCGGCUCCAAACAGCCGGUCACCAAACGGCACAGGAAGCUCCUCCUGAAGACCAGCUUUGCAGCUUCUAGCGCUCCUGCUGGUGGAGAGCAGAAACGACGCCUGAAGCAGCAGCAGCGGCUGGCGAAGGCGCAGGAGUCGCGACGCCGCCUGCUGGCCGACGUUUGUGCCAAAUACCAGCCGGGCGUCACCGAGCAGCGAGUCUCCCGGCGGCAGGUGUCCCGGGUUUACGUGGAGGACCGGUCGAAGCUGCUGUACUGCGAGGUGCCCAAAGCUGGCUGCUCCAACUGGAAGCGGGUGCUGAUGGUGUUGGGUGGCAGCGCCACCUCCACACGGGACAUUCCUCACGACGCAGCACACUACGCCAACAACCUGCGGCGGCUGGAGAGCUACGACCACGCUGACAUCGCCGACAGACUCCACUCCUACACCAAAGUGCUGUUUGUCAGGGAGCCUUUUGAGCGUCUGGUGUCUGCGUUUCGGGACAAGUUUGAGAGCCCAAACUCGUACUACCACCCCGUGUUCGGACGGCCGAUCAUCUCCAGGUACCGCACCAACGCCACGCGUACCGCCCUGCGCACCGGCGCCGGCGUCACCUUCAGGGAGUUCGUCCAGUAUCUGCUGGACGUACGUCGGCCGGUGGGGAUGGACAUCCACUGGGAGCCGGUCAGCCAGCUGUGCAACCCCUGCCUCCUCAGGUACAACUUCAUCGGGAAGUUUGAGAGUCUGGAGGAGGAAGCCAACUUCCUGCUGCAAAGCAUCGGUGCGCCGAGGAACCUCACCUUCCCCGACUUCAAGGACAGGAACCCCCGCGCAGAGCGGACUUCCUCCAAAAUCACCCAGAGAUACUUUGCUCAGCUGAACUCCACAGAGAGGCAGAAGGCCUUCGACUUCUACUACAUGGAUUAUCUGAUGUUUAACUACCCCAAACCCUUCAAAGACCUGCACUGAGCGGGUGAACCAUCCUCCACAGCUGAACCUCUGAACUCAGUCGGCUGUCGGCUUGUUUACCCACAAUGCAGCUGGCCUGACGGGAACAUGGCCGCAGGAACGAGUGGAUGUGCGUCGCCGAGAACAAACCCCUGAUGAGAUCCUGCGGGCUUUAAAUGUGCACUGACUGCUUUGUUUGUCGUUAACAGAGUGCAGGUCGUCACUGCCCUGAACACCAGCUCUGAGCCACCGUUUGGUCACCACUCUGUUCCUGAGCUGAACCAAACACACCUGGUCUGACCAGGAUGUACCUGACCACAAUUUUCAUCUUCCAUCUAACGCAGAAACUCAAACCAUCAAAUUGAACAUCUGCAGGUGUUUGUGGUGGAUCACUAACGUGAUCCCUCCUGAAAGCGUCUAAAUUAAUGUUUAAAGGUGGCGACUGGCUCUGCGGACACGAGUCUGUCGCCAGGUGUUGCUCUUCCGGUCAGCUGUUCACAGUGAGAAACAAUUUUGAUUGGUCAGCUCCACAUGACUCAGCGAAACAUCUUUACGCCUUUUGUUCUGUCGUAGCCUUCAGUCACGCAGCCAUAACGACUUCUGUGAAGUUCGGCUUCAGUUCACUGAUCUCAGAUCGCGUCUGAUUCUUUCUUUCAGUGGGGACGUCUGUCCUCAGAAAAACACCUGGACAGCAGAGAGACGGGUAACCGUCUUCUCCUCUUUACAGCUAACACACAACAACCACAGCCAUCAGACAAGUGAGGAGACAGACAGGUGAGCAGACAGACAGGUGAGGACUGAGACAGACAGGGGAGCACUGAGACAGACGGGUGAGAAGUGAGAUAGACAGGUGAGGACUGAGACAGACAGGGGAGCACUGAGACAGACGGGUGAGGAGUGAGAUAGACAGGUGAGGACUGAGACAGACAGGGGAGCACUGAGACAGACGGGUGAGGAGUGAGAUAGACAGGUGAGGACUGAGACAGACAGGGGAGCACUGAGACAGACAGGUGAGCACUGAGACAGACAGGUGAGGAGCAGUUUUCAGGUGUGUCAGUGUUGAAGCUGUGGGGAGUUCGGGGACGUCUGAAUGUGUCCUUCGGUGGACGUCACCGAGCGGCUGCAGACUGCAGGUUUGUGUGGACACAGUGUGGACAGGAUUUGAAUGUGGACGUAGUUUAUAUGAAUUAUAUUCUCUGCAUAGGCUUGUUGUUUGUGUCCUGCUUGUCUGUAAGACGAUGAGACCCGGGGUCCAACUAAAAUGAAACUUCCUGCCUUUGUGAGAGUCGAGUGUCCUCGACUCUGCUGGUCUGGCAUCAGACCUGGAAGCCUUAACACUGCCAUUUCACCUGAUGCUUUAUGGAUGUUGGUUGUUGAAAGUGUCGCCGUGGUAACAAAUAAAUGUGUGAGAGUCUU